This is a messenger RNA of Mycena citricolor, 833 nucleotides long. NCBI's taxonomy places the organism in Eukaryota, Fungi, Basidiomycota, Agaricomycetes, Agaricales, Mycenaceae. The record is from the annotation of a GenBank genome assembly.
GCCAGCUAUAAAAGAGCCCCAAGAGGUGCUUCAGAACACCAGUCGUCCCUGUACUUCUUUCACUCAUGCAGCUCACCCGCGCACUUCUCGUCUUCGCUGCCGUCGCACUCAGUGCGGUCCAAGCUGCACCUGCCCCUGCGGAGGUGUCUUCCAGCCUCACCAAGCGUUGGUGUGGAUUCGACCACAGCUGCCCGUGCAAGACUAACAAGAAGGCCGGCUGUGUUGCCAAAUUCGAUGAAUGCUCCCAGCACUGGUUCUGGCCCGAGGAGUGCACGACAUGUGCCCCCUGCCUUCCGCUCUGCCUCACCCCUACGAAAUGUGUGGGCGAUGCGGCGUAAUGCAACAAUCGUACCGUACCAUUGACAAAUUGUACCCACAAGCGAUCGAAGUAUGGAAACAGCCCUCACCUGAACUCUGAGCUCUGUGCGAUCGGGACGUGUCGCUCAGUGAAGUAAAGCGGAUGUCCAUCUCGGCAAGGGGUGACGGAUUGCCGGUGUAUCCAACCACUCCGUCGGUCACAGAUCACGGCUAAGUGACGAGGCGUAGCAAGAGAUCAAACGGUCUAGCCGUCGUGACCUGUCACAGGUCCCUGCACAAAAUGAGCGGUCAGCACAGCUGACCUGAUCGGAGAGUGUGAGCGAAUUUACCGCAAUGGAUCUUCUGUGGAAAUCCGUUCACUGUAAAGCCUAUUUCUGAUGGCCCAAGCGAGGUUCAAUACCAUGAAUAGGGGAUGAUCAUCGAUGCAAAGAUCGUUUUGUCCACCUCCUCAGAUGUGAAAUGAAAGAGAGAUAAUACUCAAAUCAGAUUUAGAGGUAGCAUGGGAAGAACAGGCC